This is a messenger RNA of Blepharisma stoltei, 2281 nucleotides long. NCBI's taxonomy places the organism in Eukaryota, Ciliophora, Heterotrichea, Heterotrichida, Blepharismidae. The record is from the annotation of a GenBank genome assembly.
AUGGAAGGCUACUUGCUUAAGUGGACAAAUUAUAUUUUCGGAUGGCAGCGCAGGUAUUUCAUCCUUUACAAUGGUGUCCUCCACUAUUGCAAAGAAAAAGGCUCUCCUCAGCGUGGCAUGAUUCACCUUGAAAUUUCUCAAAUUCGUAAACACCCUUACAAGCCAUGUCGUUUUUUCAUAGAUACAGGUUGUACCCAAAUUCAUUUAAAAGCUUACACUCCAGGAGAAGCUAUUGACUGGAUGAAUGCUUUAAAAGCUAACCAAACUGACGUCAAAAGAAGGACUUUUACUGAUGAGCCCAGAUUAAGCAUCGCAACAGUUGAAAGCUCAUCUAACCAAAUAAUUCAUGGAAAAAUAGGCGAAAUGUGAAGUGUCCAUGCACAAAUGCAGGCGACUAUUGACUUGAUACCAAAAAAUGUGAUAAAAACGACCCCAGGGAUAGAAAAAAUUGUAUCACUGUGUGAAGAAAUGAAAAUUCUGGCCACUGAAGUACUACAGUAUAUGGAAAUUGAUGAGGAUUUUAAUAGAAAAACAUGAUCUCCGGUAAAAAGUCAAGGAAUGGCAGAUAAUACAUUUGAUUUUGCAAAGGACGCACAAGUUGAUAAUUCAGUAGAAUUAUUCUGUAUUACAAAGAGUUAUUCUGUUGUAUUUUAAGAUAAUUUAUUUAUUUUUAAAUAAAUAAGGCAUUAUUUUAUAUUGAUAUUAUAUUUAUUUAGUAUAGUGAAAGAAGACAAAAAAAAAGUUAUGGCAAGCUUCCCCGUUGAAGAAGAAAAUUAUAAUUUCGAAGACGCCCAAAGCCAUAUAUCUGAAGAUAAAUUCGAAGAAUUUAAACAAAUAGAAGUCAUCAUGCCAAUAGAAGCUCCUAUAACUUCAAGCAUUAUGGUCCAUAGAGAUAGACUGCCACAUCUCAGAGACCCAAAUGAAAAAAUCAAUAUUUGGAAAGUUGUUAAAGAAUCUAUAGGACAGGAAUUAAGCAAAAUUACAGUUCCCGUAUAUUUUAACGAGCCUUUAAGCUUUAUCCAAAGAUGGGCUGAAGAUCUAACUUAUAAUGAAAUUUUAUUGAGAGCCGCAGAUCAUCCAGAUCCUAGAUAUAGGCUUGCUUUAGUUUCAAGCUUUGCUAUAACUUCUUAUACUACAAGUGAAUGACGUACUAUGAAGCCUUUUAACCCUUUAUUAGGAGAAACAUUUGAAUUAGAGCAGGAUGGUUUUCGUAAAAAAUAAAAAAAAAAAUUAUUUUCUUAUUUUUUUAAUUUUUGUAAAUUAUUUUUUAUGGUUUUCGUUUGUUAUUGGAACAAGUAAGCCAUCAUCCUCCUAUAUCAGCUUUGCAUUGCGAGCAUGAAAAGUAUAUUUUUUGGGCAAGUGUUCAGGUAAGAACUACUUUUAAGGCUACACAUCUAUUGGUCGAGCCUCAAGCUAAGUAUCAUUUGAUAUUAAAACCUCAUAAUGAUCAUUUUGUUUGGAAUAAGCCUCAAACUCGUGUCCAUAAUAUUAUUUUUGGAAAAAUUUGGGUUGAGCAUAAUGGAGUCGUUGACGUAAAAAAUCUUGAAAAUGGUGAUUUUGCAAAAGACAUUUAUUUUUGUAUUUUUUGAUUUUUAUAUAGAAAUGUGUGCAAAAAUCCCUCAACCUUUGCAAAAGUUAAUUGAAAAAGAACUGGGUGAUUUUCUAAGAAAGCUACAGAAGUAUCUGGAAGUGUGUAUGAUUGUUAUGGAAGUGAACAUUAUAAAUUAGAAGGAACCUGGAAUAAAGGAGUAGAUAUUGUGAAUAAUCGAACAGGAGAGGUUUCUGAAGCCUGAAGAGUUUAUCCAUUUCCUAAGGAUUUCGAUUGGUGCUAUUUCUUUAGUGACUUUACUUUGCAAUUAAAUCAAGUACAGUAUAGAUAUUAUUCAUUAAAAGUAUGAUAAUAAAAUUUAAUGGCUAAAAAAUUUUUUAUAUUCUAAUAUAAAAUUUGUAUAUUUCGUCAAAAUUUUAUUUAAAAAGUAUCAUUUUUAUAAUAUAAAUAAAAAAUACUGUACCGGAAUUAGUCCCUGGAAUUGCAUUGACUGACUCAAGAUAUAGACCUGACCAGCGUGCUCUAGAAAAUGGAGACCUAAAGCUUGCUAACUCAGAAAAGCAUAGGCUCGAAGAAAAGCAAAGAGCAGCAAGAAAAAAGCUUGAAGAAAGCCGCGAUAUGUAUUUCCCAAGGUGGUUUGCUUUAGAAAACGAUGAUGAAUGGAGAUAUACAGGAGGAUAUUGGGAAUGCAAAGCCCAGGGCCAUUAUCCAAAUAUUCCUGAUAUUUUUUAA